AUGACCGCCGAGGAAGACCUCUUCGACGUGGAGCUGUGGACCAACAAUUUCCUACAACAAAACAUGACCCAGAUCACGGGAGCGACGAACCCUUCCGAUCCCACGAACGAAGCUCAAUAUUUGGCGGAUAACAUGCAAGCCCGGAUCCCCCAGACGUCCAUGGGCACAGAUCCGGGCGGUCAAAUUGUACCCCCGCCCCCAGCAGCCGCCAUGGCGGAAGCGGGCUCCGAAGGACCUACCCCGGCCCGCAACGCGCGCCCGCGCGCAAGUCCGCCCGCGAUGGAAAUCCUGGACGGACGGUUCAAAGGGCGGAGCCACUACCUGAGCCUCCUUAAAUCCUUUCAGGGCGUCCGCGAAUUCCUCUCCGACAUCAUUCGGAGCCACAGCAUUUUGGGGGCUGCGAAGUGGGACAAUGCGAGUCCGCAAAGGCGCCGAUCGCUGCCGACGUACUCGGCGAGCGAAGCGGAACAUGCGAUGAGCGAGCUUCUCCCGCCGAAGCAGCUACGCAGGCGCUACCUGGGAUCCUACUUUGAUCAUUUCAUGGGGUCGUACGACAUAGUGGAUACAACCCGGUUUUGGCGGGACUACACCAGCUUCUGUCAGGAUGCCCAUCCCAGAGGAUGGUCGGGCCACUUCGUUGCGCUCCUCCUCUGCAUGAUGUCUUGUGCCAGAUGUCUCCCCGAGGAAGCUUCGUCCUUCGACGGUGAGAGCUCCACCGCUAGAAAUGAAGCGGUUCGGUGGAUCGAUGCGGUGGAGCAAUGGCUGAGGUCGCGCAUGACCGAAGGCACGACACUCGAGACGUUUCAGAUCAAGUGUCUGGUUCAGAUCGCCAAGACCGCGAACGACAUCGACAGCGAUGGGGCCUAUACCGCAUCGCAGACAUUGAUCGCGGAUGCGAUCUCAUGCGGCUUACAUCGCGAUUGGGAGCUGUCUGGAGCGACGGGAUCUGCAUCGGGGCAAGAUCUACGCCGGCGCAUGUGGGCCGCUGUGGCGGACCUGGACAUUGCACAGUGCAUCGGACGUGGCGUGCCUUCGGUCGCUGCAGACCUUUUCACGGAUGCCAGGGAAAUGCCAAAACUGUCUCAGGACUGUGCCAAUGGCUCACAGAGCCGGCGGCAGUCAAAUCUCACCGACACGGAUGGGUUGUUGACCCAGCUUUCCACCUCUAUUCGACUCCUGCGCUACGAGAUUGUUGGGCUCGUCAAUGACCCGGAUAAGCAUGGGUCGCUGCACAAGACGCGGCUUGCAGCGUUUCGACAGCGAAUACAUGAUGCUUUGCUGAGCGUCACGGCUUUCACGAAUACGGGAGGAGAAGCGUCCAAAGCGAAGUCCACGACGAUCACUCGGGCCACCCUUUCUCUGUGCCUCCAUGAGCUCUUGAUUCUGCUUCAUUGGCCCUUUGCCCUCGUGAAUGACAAAAACGCUUCCCUCGAUAGGGAAUACUUCGCUUUCGUGUGCAUCCGCUCUUCGAGUGCGAUUGUCAAGAUAUACGAGCAAAUGUCCGAGUGCGGACUUAGUCAGAUGGCGCUGCCGGCCUCAACCCUUCUCAGAGCCGGGUUCUGUCUGAGCCUCAUCCAGACCGAGGGGACGGACAACGGUCGGUUGCAACGGUGA
Messenger RNA from Dissoconium aciculare CBS 342.82, 1614 nucleotides. RefSeq lists its product as uncharacterized. Gene Ontology annotation, cellular component: nucleus. The transcript has a single exon. Gene Ontology annotation, molecular function: RNA polymerase II cis-regulatory region sequence-specific DNA binding; DNA-binding transcription activator activity, RNA polymerase II-specific. The record is from RefSeq and is a predicted model, not a curated record. The coding region runs from base 1 to 1614 and encodes 537 amino acids. NCBI's taxonomy places the organism in Eukaryota, Fungi, Ascomycota, Dothideomycetes, Mycosphaerellales, Dissoconiaceae. Gene Ontology annotation, biological process: regulation of transcription by RNA polymerase II.